Penicillium waksmanii is the source of this 1215-nucleotide messenger RNA. RefSeq lists its product as uncharacterized. Bases 1 to 1215 code for a protein of 404 amino acids. The transcript has a single exon. NCBI's taxonomy places the organism in Eukaryota, Fungi, Ascomycota, Eurotiomycetes, Eurotiales, Aspergillaceae. The record is from RefSeq and is a predicted model, not a curated record.
AUGGCCAUCUUCGACUCCGAAAAACGCCCCCGCGGUCUGCGCGUCCCAUCCCUCACGGCUAUGAAAGCCGGGACUGCCGCCUCAGUAUCGCAAUUUUCUUUCCACAGAACAAAGUCCAACGAAGCGCAAACUCCGGAAGAGAAACCCGCUCCUCCCCUGCCAGUGCCCUCCUCUACUGGCUUCCCUGCACCUGCUCCUCCUCCAACAAAGCAACUACCACCACCUCCCCAGGGUAGUUCCGGUCCUAAGAAGGAGCUCCCUCCACGGCCGCGCAUCACUUCCAAAGUCCCUCCGCGCCGGGCUGUCGGAAGCACCAAAGGUCGUCCUAGUGAGACUUCUCCUACCUCUGCCACAUCUCAGGGUCAAGGUCAAGGAAUUCGACAGGCGUCGUCUCCUAUCAUUUCAUCUUCCCCGCCAAAUAAAGAACAGCCGUUGCCGCCGACUCCGUCUCUAGGUCUGCGCCAAGCUGCUCCUGCUCCUAGUCCAGCUCCGACUUCACCCCAACCAGAGCAGGAAGCUGCAUCGCCUGCUACUAUCAAGGCUUCCAAUCAGGGUCUCCGACACACGGAGCCUUCUCCUUCUACUGUCACACCUACCUCGCCCCAGCUGUCCAAGCCGCUGCCUGCACCAGUACAGCAAGUACAGCAACCACUCCCACCAACACCCCCAGUCGGACCUCAAAGCACAGGGUCUCCAGAACCGACUGCUCCAGCUCCAGCUACAGCUCCAACUCAAUCCCACCAACCACCAGUCCAGCAAAACCUCCCACCAACCCCACCACCCGUCACCCUCUCCCCACCCCCAACAGACACAGCAUACGCAGACGAAGAAACCGACGCCCUAACACCACUGGAAGACUUCAUCCCAACCCCAGAUGGCUCAAGCACCCCAUUAGACCUAGAGCAAAUGUCCAGCAACGAAGCAGCCCCGCCAGGCCCGGGUCCAGGUCCAGCCCACCCACCAACUUUGCACGAUAUUGUCGAUAUCCCCGCCCCACCACUGAAUAAAGUCCACCACGCCUGUUUCCAGGAACAUCGGAAUAUGCCGAUUGCGCAGAAUGUGUGGUGCCCUGUUCCAUGCAUGACGUGUCAUAAGAAAGAUCAGGAGAUUCGGCAUCGAUGUGUGUUUUGUUCGUUACGGGUUUGUGAGGGGUGUUUCCGCUCGUUGCAGAAGAUUAAGGGGAGGGGAUUAGGGGGGGUUUUUGAAGACGCUUGA